Molecule: messenger RNA, 2408 nt
Organism: Phragmites australis (common reed)
Lineage: Eukaryota; Viridiplantae; Streptophyta; Magnoliopsida; Poales; Poaceae
Product: FRIGIDA-like protein 3
Exons: 4
Coding region: 258-2111 (617 amino acids)
Source: RefSeq, a predicted model, not a curated record
UACUCGGUCAACCGCCAGCCCAAAACUCCCACCCAAUUCCCCAAUCUUCCGGCCAAUUCCCGAUCCCGCCCCAAUCGACCGAGGCCAUCCCUUCUCCUCGGUUCUCGACCUCUCCCAGCAGCGGGAAACCCUAGCAGCGGCACGCGGGCGACGGCGAGGUGUGCUAGGCGGCGCGACCGGCGUGGGCUACAGCGGCCUCCUCCUCCUCCGUGGACGGCGUUGCGAGGCCUGUAGGCUAUCAUCAUUUUUGUUGCAAAAUGGCCACGGAAGCUACUUUGGUCAGUUCUGGUGGUUCUGAGUCUACAAUGCCAUUGCUGGAACAGCUUGCUGAAGUAUUUGGCAAGAUGAAAUCCCACACAGAAGCAUCUCUGCAAUUGCAAAAUGGCUUGCAAUGGGAGGAUAUCAAAGAACAUUUCCUGAACCUAGAUAAGUCGUACAGAAGCAAGUUUGAUGAAUUGGUAGAGAAGCAGAAGGCAUUAGAAGAAAAGAAAGCUGAAGCUUGUAGGUUGAUUGCAGAGAAAGAGGUUAAUGUUUCUGCAAUAGAGCAUGCUUCCCUGAACCAGCUUCAGGAGCUAAGGGAUGCUGCUGUCUCUUCUCUAGCAGAGGUGCGCCAAAAAUAUAAGGUGGAGCUUGCAGAGAUACUUGAUGCCAGUGGAAGCAAAGACAAAAAGGUAAGUAUCUCAAUCAAUGACAACAAUGCAUCUCGUGCUUCAGAGGAGAAUACCCCUGCUAGUGGUUUGGGCGAGCCAUCUGAAGCUUCACCUGUUGAGAUUAAGCCGCGUCCUGUAUUGAAGCAACUAUGUGAGCAGAUGGACACCAAAGGCCUUCUGAAUUUUCUUUCAGAAAAUUGUAAAAAACUCGCUAGCCUUCGCGAUGAACUUUCCGUUGCACUAAGAUGUGCAACUGACCCUGCCCGCUUUGUGCUUGAUUCCCUGGUGGGUUUCUUCCCACCAGACCAAACUAAUUCACCUGGGAAUAAACAUAAUGCCCUUCAGGUCCAGCGCAGGAGCUGCAUUGUUUUAAUGGAAGCUAUAUCACCUGCACUAGGGACGAAGGAGCCGGGUGGCAACCUCCCUUGGAGCUCUGAAAUUAAGGAGCAAGCCAAGGCAAUUGCCGAAGAGUGGAAGAAUAAGUUAGCUGAGGUUGACCUAGAUGCUUCUAAUGGCUAUUCAUUGGAAGCACAGGCAUUCCUGCAGCUUCUUACAACUUUUAAUGUUGAUUCGGUGCUUGACGAAGAUGAACUAUGCAAGAUCGUAGUUGCCAUCUCUCGUCGCAAACAGACUGCUGUGUCCUGUCGCUCUCUUGGUCUUAAUGAGAGAAUACCAGGUAUCAUCGAGGAGCUGGUUAAGAGGCACAGGCAAAUUGAUGCAGUUCAUUUCAUACAAGCUUUCGGGCUUUCCGAGACCUUUCCCCCCGCACCUCUGCUGAAGACAUAUGUUGAGGAAUUAAACGAUUCACUUGACAAUAAUGGGGAUGCCACUGCAAUUUCAUUAAAGGAUGACCCAAAGUCUAGGGAGCUACUUGCCUUGAGAGCUGUAAUAAAGUGCAUCGAAGAGUAUAAGCUUCAGAAGGAGUAUUCACUUGGACCUCUCCAAAAGCGUGUUUCUGAGCUAAAGCCUAAGGGUGAGAAAAGGCCAUCAUUUGAAGGUGGGCGUAAUUACGCAAAGAAGCCUCGAGGCUCUGGCGUUUCAUUUCCUCGGAGACCUGCUCGUUCUGUUGGUUCAGCUGCUCGCAGACCUGCAUUUUCGGUUGGUAACUGGCAGCGUGCUCCUGCGCCAAUGCCCUCCCAUGCUCCUGCACCAAUGCCCUCUCUUCCUGAUAGAUAUGGUGUUGCUGACCGGUACCAUUACACACCACCAGCUACAACAUUUGAUGCAGGAGCAUUUGCUUCUUAUGGUGAACCAUACAGUGCCCCAAAACCAUUUCAGUACACCCCAGGGUCAGUGGCAGCAUCAUACAGUUCAAGUCAAUAUAAAGUUGCGUACGGUGGUCCUGGGACGCAACCAGCCGCAAGCGGCUAUGCAGCUUACGCCAGUGCAACAGGGCCGUCUGCUUCCAGCAGCUAUGCAAAUUAUUUAGGAUCCGGCUAUCGCCCUACCCAACAACCCUAGAUUUGACUUGGUCUCCCUCAAACUGCUAUGCUGGUGAUGCAGGAUAUGGUGACCAGUCUUCCCGUCAAGCUGGGAUGUAACUUUUAUUUUGUUCCACAUCCACAGUAGUGGGUUCUGUAGGUGUAACUGAUGUAGAGCUUCAAGGCUGCGUGAGGCGCCGAUCAAAUUUAUAAAUGCUUUCAUGUCGUCCUACAUCACUACAUGUACCGUACUAGCAUUUUUGCUUUGUGCCGUGCUUAUACCUGACUUGUUGGAUGUUUUCUAUGUUCAGUCAACUAGUAUCCUGUGAUGACUCAA